Cylindrotheca closterium is the source of this 582-nucleotide messenger RNA. The record is from the annotation of a GenBank genome assembly. NCBI's taxonomy places the organism in Eukaryota, Bacillariophyta, Bacillariophyceae, Bacillariales, Bacillariaceae.
AUGAGAGAUGGCGAUCAAAUCGCAGGAGUGGAUGACACGGAACAAGGUUACUUAGUAGAAGAAGCCUUUGAUCAGGACUAUGAACCUGAAGAUGAAGAUGAACAUGAUUUCAACCUACAUGGACAAUUUGAUGAUAUCAAUGACUCCAAAAGAGAAGAGCUCUUGGCAGAUGCAGACAAUGAUGUCGAUGAUAUGCCAGAACUCACUGUCAGAUUCCGUGGAGAUGAUGACUAUGAAUCAGAUGACAAUUCGGGUGAUGAAGGCAAUGAAGAGGAAGAACCUAUUGGUGUGGCCAAUUUGGAUCACUAUCAAGAAAAUGUUGAUAGAGGAACCAAUGAUAUUGGGAGCCUUGUUACUAAUCUGGAGGACCUACAAGAGCCACCAGAAGAAGAGAUUGUAUUUGAGCCUGAAACGCCUCAAGUAGCCAAAGUCACUCAAUCUGGGCAAACGUAUGCGCAAGUUGCAAUGUCAGGGCUGAACCUUUCUCAAGUUCCAAAGAAACCAAGAGAAUGGCCUUCAAGCAGGAGUGGCAGUUCUGCCAAUAAGAACAAGAAUCAAGUUGCGACAAGACACAAGCAUUGA